Halteromyces radiatus is the source of this 342-nucleotide messenger RNA. Its product is annotated as S25 ribosomal protein. Gene Ontology annotation, molecular function: structural constituent of ribosome. Lineage: Eukaryota; Fungi; Mucoromycota; Mucoromycetes; Mucorales; Cunninghamellaceae. Bases 1 to 342 code for a protein of 113 amino acids. The transcript has 3 exons. The record is from RefSeq and is a predicted model, not a curated record. Gene Ontology annotation, cellular component: cytosolic small ribosomal subunit.
AUGGCCAAGAAGGACGUUGCUGCCAAGCCUAGCUCCUCUUCAGGGGGAAAGAAGGCCAAGAAGAAGUGGUCCGCCAAGAAGGUCAAGGACAAGGCCAACAAUAUGGUUGUUUUGGACAAGCCUACUUAUGAACGUUUGUUCAAGGAAGUACCUACUUACAAGCUCAUCAGUCAAUCUGUCUUGGUCGAUCGUCUCAAGUUGAAUGGGUCUCUUGCUCGUGUUGCUCUUAAGGAACUCACUGCUCAAGGUCUCAUCAAGCCUCUUACCAUUCAUCACGCUCAAGUUAUUUACACUCGUGCUACUGGUGAUGAAAAGGCUGCCAAGGCUAACGAUGAAGAAUAG